AUGGGGACGCUGACAGGUCCAGGCUAUAUCUGGGCUCUUCUGUCUGUGGCGGCGGCGCUUUUGGCAUGUUCUGGUUUUUACCUACCAUUUUGGAUACAGGGCCGUAUUCUAGGGAGGGUGGAUGCAUACUUUAACAGCUUCCGUCGCUGCAACUACCCCCGUCUCGGGCCUCAGGGGAUCGUUGAGAUCGUGACGCAGUGCGCUAGAUACUCCAGGUGGAGAGAUAUUCCUAGUGGUUGGUGGCAAGCCUCUACAGUCCUCGUAGGGGUGGGCUCCGCCCUCGCCCUCAUGUUAGGGGUCGUCGCCUUGUCAGCGUGUUUCGUGGAGUACAUAGUACACGCCGCCACUGCUAGAAUGGCUGGUGGACUUCAACUUAUAGCAGGUAUUGAUGCUCGCUUGGUGAGUGUUAAGCAGCUCAACCCAUUCAAAGUGUUUGUAUCAGAGUGA
Messenger RNA from Macrosteles quadrilineatus (aster leafhopper), 447 nucleotides. RefSeq names its product LHFPL tetraspan subfamily member 6 protein-like. The transcript has 4 exons. NCBI's taxonomy places the organism in Eukaryota, Metazoa, Arthropoda, Insecta, Hemiptera, Cicadellidae. Gene Ontology annotation, cellular component: membrane. Bases 1 to 447 code for a protein of 148 amino acids. The record is from RefSeq and is a predicted model, not a curated record.